AAGUUCACAGUGGGAGACGGAGGAGGACGGAGCUGGCAGCUCGUCCAUGUUAUGUUCGGGUUGCUCGUGUUCCUCGUCAGUGCAGACUGGGCUGCGGGUGUUGGAGCAUCUGGAACCACGGAGUGUUGUGUCACUCAAACGAUGGAGAUACUGGGCGAGGACGGAAUGGAGUUGGAGGAAACAGCCACCGCAGAAGCCCUAACAAACACAAGCAUAGAUGCUUUCACCAAUGUCACAAACAUUACAUUUUCCCCCUAUUAUCAGCACUCUCUCUAUGUGGCUGCCAGCUACAUUUUGGCGUACUUCUUCAUCUUCCUGGUCUGCAUGGUUGGGAACAUCCUGGUGUGUCUGAUUGUACUGGAAAACCGUCGUAUGCGUACGGUUACGAACCUCUUCAUCCUCAACCUGGCUAUCAGUGACCUGCUGGUGGGCAUCUUCUGCAUUCCUUCAACACUGGUCGACAAUCUCCUCACAGGCUGGCCCUUUUCCAACACCAUGUGCAAGAUGAGCGGCUUUGUGCAGGGCGUGUCGGUGUCUGCAUCCGUUUUUACCCUGGUGGCCAUUGCUGUGGAGAGGUUUCGCUGUAUAGUGUACCCUCUACAACCCAAGCCAACUGUACUUGUAGCCAAGGCAGCCAUCAUCUUUAUCUGGGUAUUGGCAGUGGGGAUUAUGUGUCCAGCUGCUAUGGCACUGACUGUGGAGAAGUUUCCUUUCCACUACUUGGUGUACAAUGACGACUUCAACCACACGCUCCCUGUGUACAGCUGCUAUGAAGACUUUGAAAACCCAAAGAUGAGAAAGGUCUACACGGCAGUUCUGUUCGCUAAUGUCUACUUGGUGCCCCUCACCGUCAUCACCCUGAUGUACACAAGCAUUGGAGUCAAACUGUGUUCCUCCAUGGUUGCAAACAGAGAGCCACAGCUUGACAAUGCAGUCCAGGUGGGAGGUAGAAGGGGUGGCCAGCCAAUGAUAUUACAGAAAAAGAUCAAGGUGAUAAAGAUGCUCACCCUGGUGGCGCUGCUGUUCAUGCUGUCCUGGUUGCCCCUUUGGACCCUGAUGAUGAUGACGGACUAUGCAGGCUUGAACAGGGACCAGCUUGACCUUCUGACCAGCUACAUCUUCCCCUUCGCUCACUGGCUGGCUUUCUCCAACUCCAGCAUCAACCCCAUCAUCUAUGGCUACUACAAUGAAAACUUUAGGAGAGGCUUCCAGGCCGUGUGCAAGUCCAGGCCCCUCUGUUGCUUCAUAGAGUGCCAGAUUGGGAGGAGGGUCUCCAGGUUGGACAGGAAAGGAAGGUCUGGGCUGGCUGCCUGUGGGGGCACAGACUUCAGAGAGGACAAUAGCAAUCGCAACCACCUCGUGUUGGGGCCGAGAAAUCGAUUCCAUAAUGACAACAAGGUGAAUGACACAGCAGAGGUGAAUAGGAGUGCAAGAGGGCAAUGUGAGAUGGUCCAGUCAGAGAGAAAUCAUUCAAAUCAAGGAUUAGAAAUGGUACCUUUACCCAUGAAAGGCAGUAAUAAAGAAUCCGAGAGGAUCAGUUCACUGGCAGUGACAGUGUAUCACGCGUGGGAACACUCACACCGCUAAACAAAAAACAAAAAAUUCGUAGAGGCAACUAUAAAUUAUGUGAUUUCACUAGAAACGAUGGCAACACAUCACAAUCGUAGUUCAAGGCAGUGCAACUUUAUUGGAACACUUAUAAUUGCCUAUUCCCUUGCUUUGCCAAUCUGGAACAUCUUUAAUGGCUUCACGAGAGGUUCCACUCCGUCCAUUAAGGUUACGGUCGUCUGGCCCAAUAUUUCUAAAGGUUAGCACAACAUCUUAUUCACCUUUACCACUGUCGGCUUUCAAGUACAGUUCUAAGAGGGCACUGAAAUACAAGCCUCGUGAAACUCCGAAAAUCCAACCCUUGACUUUACACGUUAGUAUUUUAAAGCUAAGAGCUUCAAGUGCCAAGUUCAGUUAAAUAAAGCUACAAAUCUGCAACUUAUAUGAUUAACAUAAAUGAAGGCCCUCAUUACUGCUCUCCUCUACCUGCUAGCAAAAUGAGUGAACAGGCCAAAGGAACUUUUUUAAAGGUCAAACCAUUGUUGAGUUACAAAAGCCCAAGAUCGGAUGGGGUGAAUGCAGUGGUGGCAUGCCUUCUUACUUCUGUGUACUGCUUUUAUUUGAAGCAUAGAAAUGAAUGUAAGCAGUAGGUUAACUUUGAACCCUAUGAAGAAACAAAUGUAUGUGUGGAAUCAUCAAAUAUGAAGUUAUUUUAACAGUUAUUACAUUGUUAAUGGCAAAGUCAAAAGUGAAUUACCAGGAUUUGCAAUUUCAAUACUACAGAGCUCCUGAAUUUUGUUUAUCUUUUGCAUACAAGCUAUAAUCUUGUGGGAACAAGUUAUGUCGAAAGAUGUUAGUGUUUAAAUGAGAAGAAAACUCAGCUGAACUUAUUAUACUAUCUAAUGAAAUUGUUCUUGCACAGAGACACAGAAUUAUCCGGAUUCAUUUGCACCACAUACUGAAGGACAAAAAGCUCAGCAGACGAUAGGAAUAUGUUUCAUUCAUAAUACUUGAGCAUAAACCAUAACUUUAGAUUAUGGUGACCUCAUUCUGCAGUUAUGAGUGCAACCAAAACAUACGUCUAUAAACGUCUUUGUGUAUACAUGAUCUCAGUUUAUUCAGCCUUUCUCUUCAUAACAAAAGGUUAAUUGACCUGAAGUAUUUAGAUGAUAACAUUUCACAGACAGGUAAUUUGUUAUUAUUUCCAGCAUGCCUGCUUUACCACUCUUGCAGCUACAUUACAACUAUAUACCUUCAUUUCUAUUGUACGGGUAGAUUGGUAAUGGAACAAUCAUAUAGUUAAUGAUUCUAUAGCAAAAUAGUAUGAUAAAAACUGUGAUAUUUUACGUCAAGCUUUUACUGAAAAACUGUGCCUUCAAACAAUAACACGUACAUCCACAACAUUGCAAAUAGACAACCACAAAACUAAUGGUCAAAUACCUCAAUAUCCAGCAGUCUACACAAUCAAUAACCUCCGCCUUGAUGACUGAUUUAAUAAAAUCACAGACACUUCAGUAUUCAAGUUAGCCAGUGCGUAAAUAAGAUAAAGCAAGACUUUAUUUAUCAAUCCAAAAGUGAUGAGCUACAGUCUCAAUACUCUCAAUUCAUAUUAAAUCAAACUAAAAAAUGUGACAUUCAGUAAUGUGUUACGGCUGAAGAGCGUUCAUCCUCAGGAGCUUGUCUUUGCAAAAUCACCCAGUUUAGCUGCAUGUUUCCAGCUGUAAUGAUGCCCUAUACUGGGCUUGAUCAGCACUGUGAGUGUGCUCUGUAAACCAGACACACUGGCUUUGGAACUUUUACUUCAUUAAAAAAAAAGUGUCCAGUGCUGCUGUAAAGAGUCUUGACAAGUGAUUCAGCACAUACCCCUCCUACAUUUUCAUUUAGCUGACGCUUUUAUCCAAAGCGACUCACAAUAUCUGCAUUCAACAAUGAGGGUACAUACCCACAACAACAAGAAUCAAGUAGUUUCAUUUUCUUUGAGGAAAAAAAAUCUUGACAGCCACCAGUAAGGGUUGUCAACAAUUACACUUUCACAUGUAACAGCCACGUGUUUCUUUUCUUUAGCCUGCCCUGACUGUGAACUGACAGACAUACAGCCAGAAGGGAUCACCACAAAGGACAAGUCAAUCGAACCAAGUUAUUUUCUUUCGUCAAAGAAAUACCGCCAGAAUCUUUUUGCGUUUAUGACUAGUAUCACUGGCUGGAGGUUCCCCAGCCCUGGUUUGAAAGUCUCCAGGAAGACGUUUACUAUGUGCCAUCAAGUGUUCAAAAGUUUCUCACUGUCUCGCCUUCACCCAACUACUAGGUUGGUAUAAAUGUUGAAUUGAACAGAAAGGCAUUUGGUUGUGGAAAUCUCACUGUACCUAGGCAUGAAAGAAGUUUGUCCGUUUAUAUAAGAAUACAGUCCCUGACAAAAGUCUUGUCAUUUAUCCAUUUUGUAGAAACAACAGCUUAUAACCUGACUUUUAAUUAAUCCAUUGGUUUUAGAAAUGGCUCAUAUGAUAGCUAAAACCCUCCCAAAUUAUUUUAAUAUACUAACAAAAAUUUGCUUCACUGAAGAAAGAUUGAUCAUUUAAUGAACACAGAAAGGUCAGAUUUUGGCAAGACAAAAGUUUUGUCGCCUACAGAGAGUAAUGUGAAAAUUUGACAAAUAAUUUACUUCAAAUAUACAAAUAUGUUGCAUAACAUCAGUGAAUUAAGUAGUGGUGCUGUGAGAUCCAUAUUUAAUUUCUUGUAUGACUUCCAUGAGCUUAAAGGAAUUUAUCCAUGCGGUUCGACAAUGAUUCAUACAAUUUAUUGAUGAAGUCAUCAGGAAUAGCAAAGAAAGCUGUCUUACAUGCCUCCCAGAGUUCAUCAAGAUUCUUUGGUUUCGUCUUCCAUGCUUCCUCUUUCAUUCUACCCCAGACAUUCUCACUGAUGUUCAUGUCUGGUGACUUGGCUGGCCAUUCCUGGUGCACCUUGAUCUUCUUCGCCUUGAGGAACUUUGAUAUAUAGAUGGAAGUAUGCGAUGGAGCACCAUCCUGCUGCAAAAUUUGACCCCUUUUAUGGUUGGGAAUGUAAGAAGUAGCUAAUACUUCUUGAUAUUUUAGGCUAGUGAUAUUGCCUUCCAACCUGCAAAUAUUUUCCGCACCCCCAUACUGGAUGUAACCCCAGACCAUGAUUUUUCCGCCACCAAACUUAACUGUUUUCUGGGUGAAUCUCGGAUCCAUGUGGGCUCCAGUAGGUCUCCUGCAAUAUUUGCGGCGGCUGUGAUGUAAUUCAACCGAAGAUUCAUCUGAGAAAUCCACCUUCUGCCACUUUUCCAGCGUCCAUCCUUUUAGCAGGCUGUGGGCCUUUGCAAAUGCCACACGUUUUUUUAAUUGUCUUUUGUUUAGUACUGGUUUCUGGGCUCUGAUUCAACCAUGGAAGCCAUUUCGAGACAGAAUUCUACAAACUGUCCUGGUUGACACAGGGACUUGAGGUGACCAGGCCUGGUGGAGCUCUGCUGCAGUGGGAAAGGGGCUGGCCUUGGAUUUUCGAGCCAACAAACGGUCCUCCCGAGCAGUUGUCUUGCGGGGUCUGCCUGACCUGGGCUUGUCAAAAACAUCUCCAGUCUCUUCAAAUCUUUUUCUUAUUCUUUUUACUUGACGUUGAGACACAUUGAAGGUGUCAGCCACCUCAGCAGUGGAUCUGGUCUUCAACCUCUUGAUAAUCAACGCUUUGGUCUCAGGGUGAAUCUUAGGCAUGUUGUCAGAGGUCAAGUUGCAGUUGAUGUGAAGGUCUGGUGUACUGGGGUUCUUUUUAUACACACCCACUAAUUGAUUGAUCAAUUAUUGAUCACAGGUGAGGCUGUAAUCUAGGAUUGGGUGCAUCAUAUGACAAGGUGACAAAACUUUUGUCUUUGCAAAAACUGACUCAGUGGGCUUUACCAAGCUAUGAACGUCAGAAUGCUUUUCAGCAGUUUCGUUUGGCACCAAAACAUUAUUUCAAAAGCUGUUGAGAUUGAAAUUAGAUCAACUUGUAUCCAAGCGACAAGACUUUUGUCAAGGACUGUAGACGGUGAGACAUUCCAGCCUUAAUAAGAUAGACUCUUCAAUGUUGGGAAUAGUGUUGAAAGUUUUCUCAAGAUUGUAAAAUAAUCACUGUAGAAAUGCAGUAAAACUCUUUUUAAAAGAUUUUGGAAAAGUUAACAAAUCAAGUAGUACUAUUCAGUAGGUAAAACAAUUUGCUUUCAGCAUUAAAAACAAUUCUAAGGGCAAGGCCAUUGAUGCUUUGAUUUUGACAAUGUAUUUUACAUACCUCCUGCUUAUGAGUAGCAUUUUUGCCAACUUUAGGAUGUUUUUGAUUAUUAAUUAGAAUAUGUAAUAAUAUUUCCAGGAUAAGAACAAUACUCAAGAACAUUGUGUUUGAAUUGGAAGAAGGACAAUGAGGACCUCUUGGGAACUCAAUGUGCCUGAUAAAACCCCUGCAUAGUUUAUGAUUAAAGAACACACAGGAAGUUGGCAUGGCGACUGUUCCCCUGGAAAUAUCAUGAUGUCAGUAGUAAUCAGUGUUGGGACUAACGCGUUACUUUGUAGCGCGUUACUGUAAUUCCACUACUUUUAGCGGUAACGAGCAUGUAACGAAGUAUUUUUUUUAAUCGAGUAGCGCAGUUACAAUUUCUGAAAUUUAAAUGAGUUCGUUACUCGCGUUACUCUCUUUUGAGAAAACUGAACACUUGCAGACAAGAACACAAGUGAACCAGAUCCCCGAAAGAUGGUCGAGACUUAAACUGAUGUUCUGGUCGUUUAUUUGAGCCGUCCUUGUAACACCGUACACCUUAAUACAACUUUGAACAACUUAGAAACACCUUAAAUCAACCGUGGACACCGUAAGACAUUGUGCUUCUUCGGAGGGUUGCUAAAAACAUAAACCUUUUCCGUAGCGCUGUUGUAAUCAUCACAGGAUGUCCGCGACUCUACCGGAACCGUUUCAAAAUAAAAUCAUGUAACAUUUUCACAAUAAAAUGACAGAAGUAACUUAAAAGUUACUUUGCCUAGUAACUAAUUACUUUUGAUAUACAGUAACUGGUGAAGUAAUUCAAUUACUUUUAAAAGAAGUAACUAGUAACUGUAACUAAGUACUAAUUUUCAGUAACUUGCCCAACUCUGGUAGUAAUGUAGUCUCAGGUGUUAUCUCUGCAGUACUGUUGUGCCAGUUGGCCUACAGGCGGUGAACUUACUAUCUCAAUACAUUCACUACACGCACUACACAUUCAAAAACACUGUGGAGGGACACAGGUGUUCACUUGGCUGAAAUAAAAUGUUCUUAAAAGCCAUAAGUUAUUGAAAAGAAAGCAUAAUUAUGUAAUUGAAAAUCAAUUAUUAUUUUACAUAUUAAAGAUAUUAUAAGUGUUUUCUUGUUUUCUGUUAAAGAGUUAAGUAACUGUCUGCUCUAAAUCUUGUGUUGACUUGAGAUAGACAUCAUGUUUACACAGCAGCCAUUUUCGUCUGCAACCACACUACUGAGAAGCUCAGGUUUAUAAGUCAAACAAAAACUGGAGCUCCUCACCCUGACAGAGGAAAAUGGCCGCCAUGUCAAUAUGGCCUACUGUAUAUUGUAUAUAUAAAGAGAGUUUUAUUUAUGACUCUGAUGUAAAAAAAGUAUUUUCAUAAAAAACUGAUGAGAAUAUACUUAGAACAAAGCUAGUUUACAAGUAAAUACAGUGCAGUGUUUCUAUGCGACUAAAAAAGUUGCUAUCAUUCAAAAGACCUUAAACACAAUUAUAAGUUAUAUAUCCACAAACAUACAGAAUCUGCUUUGUAUAGAUACAUCUACAAGGGCCACAACCAAAGAGAUGGAGAUGACAACAGAAGCAUUUCCUUGAGAUGUAUGUUAAAGUGGGAAUCUUUGGGGUGUGUUCUAGUGCAUCUUUAUUGCAGUCUCUGGUGUGGUGUAACGUGUCAAUCUUGUGCUUGAUAUCCCUAUCACUAGUGUGUAGUUCUGUCCUGUUCGGUAAAGCCCAAUAGUUGUUUGCUGUUGUAAUUACUUGAAUGUGUUGCUGUCACAAGCAGAUGCUCCACAUUAUUGUCAGUGAAAGAAUUCUGUGGUGACACCUCAGGAGAACAAUGUUGCUACUGUAUAUUUGUGGCUUGCAAUGAUAAAUUGUCCUGAAUGUUGUUGUCUUUUAAGCUUUUGACCCAGUGAUUCUGUUUCUAUUCAUGUACUAGAGUUUGACUUAUAUGAACUGUUAAAGAUAAGGAUAUUAUUGAAUUGAAGAUGUUUUUUUUUUUCUCAUCUUCAUCUUCAACUUUUUAUUAUAUUGAUAUAUGCUAGUGUGAGAAAUUUGCACGGAAGAAGGAAAACUCUGCUCAGAUGAGCCGUAACCUCAAAGCAAGAUUGAUUUCCUGUUUAAACUUGAAAGAUGGAAGAUGAUUUUUAAACUGUGACUCCAACAGCUCCUUGGCGUACACGAGUCGCCUUAUCAAUCUGCUUAUCACAAUAAAUGAGAAAUUUAGAAUUUCAAGUGAUUUUUGCUCCUGAGGGAAGGCUGCACAUUUAAACUCUUAUUCAUGGUAAAAGAAUGAACGGCAAAUCAUUAAAACCAAUCAUGUGGUUACACAAUGCACUAGCAAUACAUCUAUAUGUUUUUUGCAAAGGAUAAAGUGAUUUAUAACAUGUUUUCAUAUUUAAUGUGUCCAUUAUCUGCAGUGCAUGUUUUAUUUUUGUUGUGGGAUGUUACCAAUAAAUGUUUCACCUCUA
Pleuronectes platessa (European plaice) is the source of this 8268-nucleotide messenger RNA. RefSeq names its product neuropeptide FF receptor 1 like 2 (gene npffr1l2). The record is from RefSeq and is a predicted model, not a curated record. NCBI's taxonomy places the organism in Eukaryota, Metazoa, Chordata, Actinopteri, Pleuronectiformes, Pleuronectidae. Bases 52 to 1587 code for a protein of 511 amino acids. Gene Ontology annotation, molecular function: neuropeptide receptor activity; peptide binding. The transcript is spliced from 4 exons. Gene Ontology annotation, biological process: G protein-coupled receptor signaling pathway. Gene Ontology annotation, cellular component: membrane.